Messenger RNA from Vitrella brassicaformis, 6902 nucleotides. NCBI's taxonomy places the organism in Eukaryota, Vitrellaceae. The record is from the annotation of a GenBank genome assembly.
GUCUGAUCUCCGACUUACUUACGGCGUCAGUGGCUUUCCUCUGCUCGUCCAACAGCAUCAUGCGAGAAGCAUCAGCAGCAGAGGGCAGUUUGGAGCAGAGGACGGCACGAAUAGAGCGCCACGUUCAGGAACUCAGGCAGCAGUGCCAGCAGCUGCAGCAUGACGUCGUGCAGGCGAGGGAAGACUCAUUCAACGUCCUCACCGAUGCGCGCAGACCCGCCCCAGCCCUUAUUCCAUCCAAUGGCGGCCGAGUGGACUUCGAAAAGUACCUGCGGACACUGCUGGAGAGCAGCCAGAGGCAAACAGGACAGCUUCAGACAUCGCAGCCGUCAUCGGGAGUGGGAGUUCUGAGUGGCGCAGCGACCAACCCUUAUGAGCCCCUUCCGCCCAGCACACACGCUGCCCACGCGGCUUCCGCUUCCGUGGCUGUGACUGGGUCUAUCCGCGUGGCGCCAUGUCCCCCUUCCCAGCGCAUUGUCCGUGAUGCGUAUACCCAGACCCCUCCCCUCUCACCUCGCCCUGCCCCUCGACCACAUGCGCCGGCUGCGCAUGCUCGUCCGUCCUCCUCUCCCCAGAGCGACACCGAGGCCGUCUCCUCAUCGCAGGUCGGUCGGGAGAGGCCGUCCAUGCCCCUGCUGCCCCCCAAGCGCACCUCCCCCCCUCGGCCGGCCUCUCCGCCCGCCCCCGCAUCCAAGAAGAAGGGCGGUGGCGGCAUGUAUGCCGCCCAGUACGGGCUCAAGGACCACGUGAGUACCGGUGCAGCGUUUGGGAGGAGCCAGGGGGCGGAGGCGCUGCGUGUCAUGGGGAGAAACGUGUCACCGGGGAGGCCUCCUGCGAGCACCGCAGGGGCGCUCAGACCCGCUGCUGUUGAGGUGCCGUCGACCGUUGCUUCCAUCCCAUGUCAGCCGGCGGAAGUUAAACGAGACCAAGGGGCGAGUACAGAGGGGCAGCAGGGAGGGCCGGGCGUGUUGGUGCCAGAGAUAAUAGUGGCUGCCCCAGCCGCCGUUAUCGACCAGGUAGAGCAACACCCCCACCGCGAGCAAGAAGCGCAAGAUCCCCGCGUGACGGCUCAGCCAAUCGACGCGUCUGCUGAGCCAAUCCCUGAAAUCGUCCACGCGCCGAUUGCUGCUGAUGCGACCGUCGAGAGACCGUCAGCCGAUGCUGGGGCACAGCAGGGCGGCGCCGGCAAGCAGCCAGUGGUAGAUGAGGGGACGCGGGGAGGCGUCGACACGGCCGAUGUUGGUGCUAGUGUUAGUGUUAGUGUUGGUGGCGAUGGUAGCGAGCUGGUGGAUCUUGGAGGUUUGGGCACCCGUCAUCUGGCGUCGGGUGGACUGGAGAAGGAGAGGGCCAUCGGACCUCUGCACUUGGAGAGAAUGAAACAGGUGGGGAGUGACACAGACGUCCGCACAUUAGUGCUUUGUCUCGCCUUUGUGUAUGCCUGCCUGCCUGGCUGCCUCCCUGCAUGCCUGCAUGCUAUGUCAGGUGUUCCAUCGCAUUGACUUCAACGGGGAGGAUUCGGUGCUGCCGUAUGUCUUCACGUCAGCACUGCGCGCCGGUGAGGGACGGAAGAACGAUGCCGAAUAGAUGGAUGGACGUUGACGCACCCCACCUUCUGUGUGUCCUUUUCAGACCCUGACAUGGCGCAGUGGGGCUCCCUAGACGUGAUAUCGGAGCACCGCGAUCACAAGACCACUUUCGAACAGGUACGGAAGGCAUCCAUAAUGCUAUCGUGCGUCGGUAUGCACACCUGAUCCGUUCCCUGUUCCCAUCAGGCACUGCGGUAUGUCGAUGCCCUCAAUCUGCCUCGUCUGUCAUGGGCAUCGUUCACAGCCAACCUCACCCAGGCAGCCGUCGACUCACCUCUACCAGCCACGUCGCAGGCCAUGCAUCCGCCAGCUGGCGAUUCCCGCGAACCCCCGCCCCAUUUCGGCGUCGAGGACGGCACCCAUGGAGAGGAGAAGGCGACCCCUGUGAAUGAUGGGGCGGCGCUGCCCCCCCUGCCAUUCGACAGUGACAAGAACCCACAACUCGCCAUCCGAUGGAUGGAGCAGAACCUAGGUGAGCCGCGGAGGGAGGGAAGCGCGAGGAACAAGACACGCAGGCGGGAGAAUGUCCUCUAUACUUUGGGUGCAGGCGUGGAUGGGUCGACGCUGCACCGUCUGUUCGACGUGUUCAAGCACCUGAGGGUGCCCCCCGAGUCGUCGUGCAUCAAGACGGAGCGGUUUUUGCGCAGCCUGGACCUCAACACCAAGCUGCGGGCGCAGCUGUUCCUCAAGCCCAUCUUCAUGCCGGGUCGUGACCUGGGUCCCCAGCCAGAGGCGAGGGGGCAGCGGGGGCUGUGGCCGGACAGGGAAGGCCCCGUGUGGGCGGAACUCAUACCCGCCAUCAACCGCAUGGACAAACAGGUCCGUCAAGAGCGCGCAAAAGAGAAGAAAAUGGAACGAAAAACGUGUCUGCAUGUUGGUUUUCCUGCCGUCCAUCAGGACCUGUAUUGGUCAGACAUCAUCCACAUCGUGCGGACCAAGAAGGCCGACCCCCGCCCAGAUGUCCACCGCCCCUUGCCCCAAUCACCGCCCCCACCCCCACCAGCACCGGAAGAGCAGGCGGCGUCGCCCUUGUCUUUCGUGCAGGAGAUCGCCUCAAAGAUCGAGGGCGCGUUUGACAUGGUGGCCCAAUCGGUGCCCCCGCCCCCAGAGCUGCCCACUCGCAAUGCCAUCACCGACGUCCCCGCUCGGGUAUCCGACAGAGGGCAGCCGCAGACACGGCCAUCGGCUGCCGGCCGUCCGCUUUCCGCCGACGUGUCGCCAUCCAAGACACUGGAGUUCACCGUGGAGCUCGGUACAGACUUCCAGUCGUUCAUGAGCGGCCACGACAUGAACGAGUGGCGUCUUCGGCUCCACCUGGCGGACUUUCUCGGCGUCUCGCCGACUCUCGUCCACUGCCAGGGGGUCACUGCGGGCGCCGGAGAGGUCUUCGCCGCGGCGGCGUCGCCAUCGACCCUCAUGACCUUCACCGUCCACCCAGAAGCGCACCUGGACCGGCACACGCUCACAGGGCGGCUGCAGGGCCAGGAGAAGGCAAUUGAGCGGGAGAUCGAGCACCCUAUUCUGCACAUCUCGAUGCCCGUGGAGGCCCCGGCGUCGCGGCCGCCGUCUGUGGUGGUGGGGGAGCCCGAGAGGGGGCCGAGGGGCGAGGUGGGGUCGAUCCUGACGCAGCGGGGUAGAGGGGUCCCCCCGACAGCAUGGGAUGAGAGAGAGGAGGAGGAAUACAGGAGGUGACCAUGACAUGACAUGGCAUGCACAAACAGCCGGGACUAUCCCCUUCUCAUCAAACUGUGUGAGUUUUUGCUUUCAGGUGGCGGGCUGCCCGUCGGGAGAAGCAGCGGCAGGAGGGCGGGGCCGUCCGUGUGGGAUCGGCCCGCAUGUCGCCACGUCCGAAAGGGAGCGCAAGAGACGGCCACAACGCCCACCGCCCCUCGUCGGUGCGUGAGAGGAGCGUCACAGGCGGUUCGCAGAGGCAGCGUGUGACGGUGCCACAGCCGUUCACUUUUGAGGUCCGUGAGGCGGCUAACAAGAGGCGGCAGCAGAUACUGAUGAAGCGCAGAGAGGUGGGAAUGAGGGCGGGGAGGCAGGUGGACGGUGUAUGUGUAUUUGUAUACGUGUGAAUGAAUGACUACAGUUGGAGGAAGAGCGUCGUCAGCGCGCCGAGGACGAAGCCCUCAAACACCAGCGGCCAUUCCACGCAAACCCCGUGCCGCCGAGCGUACACGUACCCAGAUACGAAGCCAUCCCAGUGAGCACCUCCCUCCACGAACAGACAUGCCUUCAGUCAUCCAGAUCCGUCUGUCUCUCCAUGUCUCACCUGCAGGCUACCGAGGGGCGGCGUCACGUGCGUGGCGAGGGGCGCGUGGUGCCCCCGAGCAGUGACAUGACCACCUUCCCUGAGAGAGAGGAAGAGAGGUACCGCAGCGGCGGCAGGAGCAGGGACAGGCGGGCUGUGCAGUCCCCCUCCACGCCGCCCUUGCCGGCGCACCGCUUCCGGGCCAACCCGGUGCCCCUCGUCGUCACCACGCCGCUCUACCAGCGAAUGAAUGACCAGAAAGGUACAAACAUACACACUCGAGACCGAUCGCAGCUCGCGACUGGGACUCUCUCUCCCCUUUUGUGUGUGUUGGUUGCACUGCAGAGCGUGCGCGUCGCGAGCGUGUGUCGAAGCGGCGGGAGGAGGUCAUGCGAACUUCCAGAAUGCCGCCCAGGAUGGAGCAGCGAUACCGGGAAGAAAUGUAUGUGCGGAUGCAUGAGCAUAUGAGCACAGCACAACGUACGUAUGCGUACCGCUCCUUUUUCCCCUCCAUAUGUCAGGGCAAAGCGGGGCCUGACAUCCCCUGAGCAGCCGCCCCCGCCCCCAAGCACCCAUGCACCCCCCGUCGUCCCUCACACGCCCCCCCGCCCCCACCGCCCAGCACGCGCCGCCCAUAUGGACGUGCCCAUCUCUCUCUCCCCAUCGCCCGUCCGCUCUCCCGUCAUCGAGCAGACGCGGCCAUACACCACACAUGGGCAGCCACGACCCUCAUCCCCGCCACCAGCGGCAGCAGGAGCAGCAAUACGAGAUGCGGACGACAGGGCAAUGGCGAUGUUGCUGGCGGAUGGCGGCGACCGUGGCAGUGGCGUGGAAGUGGGAUUGGGAGCGGGAGGGCUGCCCGCCCACACCCAGUCGCUCACGCUUUUGCCGGGACGCGACGAUGCACUCGGUCAGUGAGUGAGGGAGCGAUUGAUGAUUGUACCAACGGCCUGCCUGCACCCUGCAUACCUAUGUGUGGGUCUCUCUCUCUUGUAUCACUUCCUCCCUCCCUACCAUGUCAGGUGUGUCGUCAGCGCCUCCCCGCAGCGCCACCCCCCCUCCCUCCUUCGACCGCCAAAUGCACACGCCAACCCACACGCGUCAGUGGUAUCAAUACUCGACCACCGAGGUUCCCGACUUCCCCGCACUCCACCAGCGCUUCCAAGACGCGCUGGACCGGCGGGCACAGAGGCACCCGCCCACGCACCCACUGCCAUUCGUUUUCCAGCACGACUUAGAGCCAAUGCGGCAGCAGCAGCAGCAGCCACGCAGAGAGGGUGGUCGUGGGGCUGCGUUGGUGCCUUCGUCGGUGCGUCAGGGGACUGCGGAGAGGGAGCCGUCACGCUCGCCGGAGAAGACGCGACACGCGAGGCUGCCAGAUGCCAGCAGCAGGUGGGUGGGUGGGUGAGUGAGAGUGAGUAUGCGGCGUGCGUGUUCCCACAUCAAUGUAUGUGUCUGGAUGGUCUGUCUGUCUGUCUGUCACCAGGACCACAUUGAAGCUGCAGGCCGCCCAGCAACGGGUGCAGGCAUCACUGAGGCAGCGACAGAGCGAAGAGGAGGGGCGCAAGCAGGAGCUGGUCAGCCAUCCGACCGACCGACCGACACGCACUCACUGCAUGAAUGCAUGUAUGUAUCUAUGCAUGUCGUCUGUCUUCCCUCUAUGUGUGACGGACGGCUUGCUGCAGGCGAUGCGUCAGCUUGCGACUCGCCGGGGCUCUCCCCAGCUGCGCAAUCGGCUGCACCAGGCGCUCAGGGAGACCUUCGGACCGAUGGACCACACCAGAGACCAACACCUGUACGCUCACAGUCGUCUCCCUCACACCCACCCGACCGGCUGUGUGUUCUGUUACCAUUAUGAUGCCUUGCUUCGUUCAUGCAGGUACGACGAGCGUUACCACAAGAGUCUCGAUGAGGUGCGCUCGCGUGGCGAGGAGUGGAAGCAGCGGCUCAGGGACAUUAAGCAGAGGGUCGCCAACAGACCUCUGCUCAUGACCAGGCAAGGCAACACCCACAUGACAUGCACACAGACACACACCCACCCCUAUGCUUUCAUCCAUCGAUCGCUAUGGUGGAGUGGGGGCAGAUCUGCUCGUGUCAUGUGAGGCGCAUGUAUGUGGGUGUGCGCAGGACCCAGUUGGAGGCGUCCAAGCGGCGGUCUCGUGCGCGUGCGUUGCUCAAGGUGCGGGACACCCUCAAGAACACCGGCCUCUCCGACAAGGAAAUCGAGCGGUCCACACCCAAUUAUCCCAUCUCACUCACAGCACAGAGACGACGUGCGUUUCUCCGAUUGUUGUAUGCAUGUGGUUUGGUUCCUGCAGGCAUUUCAACGAGGAGGAGGAGUACCUCAUGAGCGCCGAAGAGGCUGCGAGUAGCAAAUACCCCACCCCGGCUCUCAAUCAGAUGCCACCGUCUUCGCCCCCUCCCAUGCUCACACAACAGGACGAUCAGUUGCAGCCCGAGGACCACCACGCCCACGCCCCAGUAGCAACAGCAGCAGCAGUGGCGGGAGGCGAUGAGCGUGCAGCGGCAGGGGAUGCCUUGGCUGGCGACUAUGAGGUUCGGGUGGAGGGGCAGCUGUCGACCGAGUACCAUGACGAUUUCGAGCCGCCUGACGAGCAGCAGCAUGACGUCGGACAGCCGGCUGUGACGAUGGGAGAGUGGCUUAGAGAAGGUGUGGCGGAGCAGCAGGGUGAUGAUGCCGUCUUGGGGUCGCUGCUGACUCCAUAGACAGACAGACAGACAGACAAAACACAUGGAGUUGUGUGGGUGUGAGCGACAGGCAUGGGCGAGGAAGUGAGUGCGGCGGGUGGGUCGGUAGGUGGGUGUCGGUGAUUCCGAUCCCCUGUCUGGCGAGACAUCAGUCAUGUUAGUUCGUUAAUGUACGUGUGGAUAGCGAUAGAUGGGCUGGACUGCUGUCGUGGGUGUGUGUGGCUGCAUGCAUGUACGCUGGCCUGCCUGCUUGCAUGUCACAUGGCACGACGAGCUUUUCACCUCACUCACGUUAAGAAGAGCUCGAUUAAGGACACUGUUCCGAUUUCUCUCCAGGUGAUCUGAUCCACCAU